AUGUUUGAACGAACGCUACUUUGUCACGUUUCCUCCCAUUCCGACACAAGGACAUAUCACAACAUGGCACCGACCAACGAAAAACCAGAUUGCAUCACUUUGGCAAAUUAUUUUCGAAAAGUAGGAGACGAGGUUGAACUUUUCCAAAGUCUUCCUGCUCUGGAUAUUGGCGCAGCACUACUGGAACGCAUGGACCGAUUAAUGCUCGAGACGGCAUCGUUCCGCCGCGAGGUUCAGUCAGAGCUUACGUCGUUCCGCCGCGAGGUUCAGUCAGAGUUUAUGUCGUUCCGCCGCGAGGUUCAGUCAGAGUUCACGUCGUUCCGCCGCGAGGUUCAGUCAGAGUCCACGUCGUUCCGCCAAGAAUUUGACAUAAAGCUCCGAGCAAUGAAUAAGAACAUUUCGUCACGACUGGUUAACCAAUGGGCACUAUCCCCGGAGGUGUCGCUUUCGCCCAUGUACAAUGUCUCCACUGGCGAUGAGAUAGCCAAUUGUCCCAAAACCUAG
Messenger RNA from Ustilaginoidea virens, 504 nucleotides. RefSeq lists its product as uncharacterized. The record is from RefSeq and is a predicted model, not a curated record. The transcript is spliced from 3 exons. Lineage: Eukaryota; Fungi; Ascomycota; Sordariomycetes; Hypocreales; Clavicipitaceae. Bases 1 to 504 code for a protein of 167 amino acids.